AUGGCGAAACAUCCCGAGGCCGGCCCAGUACAGGAGAUUAAGCAUCAAUAUCUCGAGUUUGAUACGGUUCUCCCGACUCCACGAAUCACGUUGCCCCCGGGACCUGAACAAUCACUACCACCGGAACAACCUUGCUUGAAGAAAUAUACUUCUCCGUACCUCUGGCCAAAAUGGCGCAAGGCAAUGCUGACCUGCAUUUCGUGCUUCUCGACAGCAAUAGCCGGUUAUUCCACUGGUGAGGUUAGUCCGGCAUCAGAAGAAUUAACGGAACAAUGGGGCAUAAGCAGCGUGGUGUACAAUCUGGGAAUUACAAUCUUCUGUAUUGGGUUUGCGCUGGCGCCUAUGGUAAUCGCACCGUUCUCCGAGGUCAAUGGGCGUCGUCCUGUUUUCAUCGCAAGCGGGAUCUUGUUUACAGCGAGUACGAUCGCUUGUGGCGGUUCUCACAUAUUUGCCGGGUUUCUGGUUGCUCGUUUGAUCCAAGGAGUCGGCGCAUCUACGUUCGCAACCGUAGUGGGCGGCGUGAUCAGUGACUUUUAUGAGGCAGAGGACAGGAACACACCAAUGGCAAUAUAUUCCGGAGGCGCGCUUUUUGGCACCGGCCUCGCCCCACUGAUAUCCAGUAUGAUUGUAUACUAUACAUCAUGGCGCUGGGUGUACUACUCUCACGCCAUAGCAGCCGGAUGUCUGGUCGUUCUUAUGUUCCUUUUCUUCAAGGAAACGCGUGGAAACGUAAUCCUACGUGAGAAGGCUCAAGCUUUGAACAAAUAUUACGAUCAAUUGGAAGAGGCAGGGCAUAUUGGGGUGGUGCUAAGCGACAAGGACAAAGCCUGUCGCAUUCGAUGGAAGGUUCAAAGUGACGAACAACGCGCCUCACUCACCCAAAUGAUUCUUACUUCUUGCUAUCGUCCAUUCAAUAUGAUUGUUACCGAACCCGUGGUUUUUUUCUUCUCACUUUGGAUUGCGUUCAGCUGGGCGGUCCUCUAUCUCCAGUUUGCCGCGGUUCCGUUGGUCUUCGCGACCAACCAUGGCUUCAAUAUCCAGCAGACUGGCGCUGUCUUCACCUCGAUCUGCGUUGGUGUCGUCCUCAUGACUUCCAUAAGCAUCGUUCAAGAAAAAUUAGCCUCCCGCUUUCGCAUCCUUCCCAAGUCCGCUGAAGGUAGAUUGUACUUCGCAUGUGUCCAGGCUGCCCUUUUGCCUAUCGGGCUAUUCUGGUUUGGAUGGACAUCGUAUUCAUCGAUACCCUGGAUCGUGCCAACAAUAGCCGUUGGGUGCGCAACCAUGGGCAUAUAUUCGGUCUACCUAGCAGUGUUCAAUUACCUGGCAGACACCUAUCAUCGCUAUGCCAGUUCGGCUAUUGCGGCACAGUCUUGCUGCCGGAAUCUCCUUGGGGGCGUAUUUCCGCUUGUUACAAAUGCUAUGUUUACCAACCUGGGAUAUCCAGAAGCGUCUAGUCUCCUUGGCGGGAUCGGGUUGCUUCUGACGCUCGUACCAUGGAUACUUAUGCUCUACGGACCAAGGAUUCGUGCGAGAAGCAAACUAGCUAGUGUUAGUGUUCCCUGA
Molecule: messenger RNA, 1560 nt
Organism: Aspergillus ruber CBS 135680
Lineage: Eukaryota; Fungi; Ascomycota; Eurotiomycetes; Eurotiales; Aspergillaceae
Product: MFS transporter
Exons: 8
Coding region: 1-1560 (519 amino acids)
Biological process (GO): transmembrane transport
Molecular function (GO): transmembrane transporter activity
Source: RefSeq, a predicted model, not a curated record